This is a messenger RNA of Rhododendron vialii, 614 nucleotides long. Its product is annotated as rapid alkalinization factor-like. The coding region runs from base 234 to 614 and encodes 126 amino acids. The transcript has a single exon. Lineage: Eukaryota; Viridiplantae; Streptophyta; Magnoliopsida; Ericales; Ericaceae. The record is from RefSeq and is a predicted model, not a curated record.
CAACCUAGUCAAAAUAAAAAUUUCCUACGUACGUACUUAGACAGCUAGAUGCAACGGGAGAGGCAAUAUGUUUGAUAUGUACCAUCAAAUCAAUGUCAUUUUCUUUGAACUAUUAAAAAAAACCAGCUUAAGAAUAACCUGCCGGCCUUGUUAGAAAGAUGGUGUGUAGUUGAAUUUUCAUCAUAGCAGUAAAGAAUAUUGAGAAGAGAGGCUGAAGAAGAAACCAAUUAACCAUGGGAAAGCACUCCUCCGCCAUCCGCCGAGUGUUGAUCAUAUCUUCUUUCAUUGUGCUGUCUCCAAUCGUCUUGUUGAUCAUCGUUGAAGCCACCGGGAACCACCACGAGUGGAAGUGGAAUAUUCCUGCGGGACAGGGGGAAUGCAGAGGCACGAUUGGGGAGUGCAUGGGCGCAGCCGGCGAUCAAGGAGAGUUCGACAUGGACUUGGAGAGCAACAGGCGCAUAUUAACGACUACCAAGUACAUCAGCUACGGUGUGCUGGAGAUGGAUUUCGUGCCGUGCUCGAUUAAGGGUACGUCCUAUUACAACUGCCUACUCAGGGGCCAGGCUAACCCAUACACUCGCGGUUGCAGUGCCAUUACCAAAUGCCGGAGCUAA